AUGCCGCCAUCGACAAGAGCUGGACAGACGGGAAGGGGCGAUGAUGAUCAAACGACCACAAGCAAUGGACAGGAGGAAGGAUGGCUCACGCAGGUAGUCAGGAUCCUCCAGCUGGCGAACCCGGCACUAUCGGCAGAGGAAGCAAUAGUACGGGCCAUGGGUCUGGUCAACAUUAGCAACCAAGCUCCACGCAGGGAGACCGAAAAGAUCCCCAAGGACGUAUCGAGCUCCAUUGCUCACAUCAAGAAGCUCAGCGAUAGCAAUUGGCACACCUGGGAACCCACCUUUAUCGACUGCCUUCAGAGAGUGCACAACGCGAAGGAAAUCCUGUAUGGUACCGUUGUACCCGGGAGCGAGGAAUACGAUGAAGACCUAGACAAGGCACUCGUGGGCCUCAUCCACGCCUGCUGCGAUAACAGCCCGGAUAGCCGCAUCGACACCUACACCGUCAGAGGGGUGGAUGAAGAAGUUCAACUUGGUAGCACACUCUAUGCCAAACUCAAGAAGGCACUAACACUAAACGACGCUGUAAAGCGAGCAGGACUGCAGGAUCGUAUCCACACAGUGCGCUUGCACGAUCGAGACAUUGUCAGACUAGGCAAGGAACUUGAUUCGAUCUGGAAUGAUGUGGCAUGCCUCAGAAAGCGUUUCGACGAGGACCUCAAGAAAUCAACUCUCUAUCGCUGCACGGCUCAAGAUUGGUUCUACGCCAACACCGUCGAUGCACUGAAAAUGGCCAGACCAGACUGCAAGUAUGACGAAGCCUACCAUGCACUGGCCAAGAAACAGCAGGAUGGUGAGAUCACUGGUUGUAUUAGAGGAGCAGCAAGGGUUGCCACAAACGCGGAACAGGGGAGUGCCAACCAGGCGGAGCAAGGACCCAGGGGGAGGCGCGAUCCUCGCAAUCCCUUGGCCCCUCCAAAGUGCUACGCUUGCGGAGGACCAAAUCACAUUGCUCGAAAUUGCACAAAUGCACGAGGCACAAGCGAACCUGUCGCUCUCGACAGGGGUGAGCGAUCAGCAUGCGACACCUGGAUCAUCGAUUCAGGUGCAACCCAUCAUAUGGUAAAUGAUGAGAGAAUGCUGCUCACCUCAACGAACAAGGUUGGCCAAAUCAGUAUGGCAGGGGACGAAAAGCUUCAGGUGAAGGCUAUAGGAGAUGCCUCCCUUCAGGUUGGUGAGGCCACCAUCCAACUAUUGGAUGUGCUUUAUCAGAACGAUGGUACCCAAGUACAAUUCAAAAGGGACAGAAGACAGGGCCACUUCAAAGUGCGAGGACAAGCACUGGCUUUGGAACUGGAGGAAACACGAGAUGGCGUCCCAGAGGACAACCAGAACACAGGAAAACUAGAUAAUGCCCCGGAGGGCAAUAAGGACACGAAGCAUCGAGACAGCUACCUAUGGCAUGAGAGGUUCGGACACCCAGGACGAGACAAAACGAGACAAAUCUGGGCCCAUUACCUAGGUACCGACGAGGAAAUGGAACAUGAGUCGAAGCACUGCAACGUGUGCAGUCAAGGAAAACAGACUCGAGCACGGAUGAGCCAAUCAGAGUCGGAAAGAAUGGAGGCACCAUUAGAGCUGGUACAUGUAGACCUGAUGACAGAUUUCAAAGGACAUGCCAACUACCACUACGCACUAGUUGCUGUGGACAACUUCUCCUCUCUGAUCUAUGUGGAACCACUCUGCACAAAGAGUGCCGCACUCACGGCGCUGAGAAGGUGGAUAGCCAGGAUGGAACGGGCAAUGGACAGGAAACUCAAAACACUCUGCAGCGACAAUGGAGGAGAAUGGUGCAGCAUAGCAGCCGAAGACUGGCAAACUCAAGAGGGUUUUAAGUGGCAAAAGAACGUCCCGGGGAUCAGCAUCCAAAAUGGACGGGCGGAGAGAGCAAUCAGAUCGGUCCAAGAAAAGAUGCGCUCGAUGCUGAUUGGUCAAGCUUGCUCUAGAGAGUUGUGGCUGUACGCAAUCACAGCAGCAGCACACGUGAUGAACCUUACCCCGUCAGCCACCAAAACCAUUCCCCACGAGGCCUUUUAUGGAACCACCGUGCACAAGCUGGCCCAGCAACUGCGAGUCUUCGGAUGCUUGGCAUGGGUUCAUGUUCAACAGAAGGACCAGCAAGGCAAGCACGGAGCUAGAGCAAAGCCAGCCAUCAUGAUUGGGUAUGACGACGAACACAAAGCAUGGAAGUUUUGCAACCCGGACCAGCCUGCGUCAAUUCAAUGGAGCAACUCAGCAAUGUUCCAUGAGGACAAAGGAUGGAGUGAUCGCCAACAAGAGGCAGUCAGGCCCGUGGUGACCAUGGAGGUCGAGGAGGAGGGUGUCAUGCCAGCCAUAGUAGAGGAGGAGACCAGAUCAGAGGCCGCAGUGGAGGAUCUCCCACCAGCCAUAGACAGCACAGUGGGUGCCGCCAACACAGCAAUACUGAACCUGGACCCAACGCUUGGGGAAGCAAUGAAUGGUGAGGACGCCCAGCUCUGGAAGGAGGCAAUACGAAAGGAGCUAGAAGGACUUGAGGCAAUGGGGACUUGGGAGGUGGUGCACCAACCACCAGGAGUACCACUUGUGGACUCUAAGGUUGUGCUUCGGCUGAAGCUUGACGCUGAUGGUGUACCUGUUAAGCACAAAGCGCGACUGGUUGCAAGGGGCUUCACACAGAGAGAGGGGAUCGACUACCAAGAAACCUUCUCUCCAGUAGCACCCCUCGGAGCGAUCAGAGCCAUCUUAGCACUAGCAGUGCAGAACAACUGGGAGGUACAUGCUCUGGACAUCACUAUGGCUUACUUGAACUCCACGUUAAAGGAAGCAAUCUACAUGAAGCCGCCAGAAGGAUCAGGAGUAGCACCCGGCAAGGUGUACAAGGUAGAGUGCGCUCCCUGCAUCUACACCAAGGGACAGGGUGAAGAUAUGGCCAUUGUGGUCAUCUACGUCGAUGAUACAUUAGUCAUAGCACCACGGCUGGAAACGGUCCUAAAGGUUAAGAAGCAGAUUGGUCAGAGAUGGAAGAUGGAAGAUAGUGGUGAGGUCUCUCACUUCUUGGGCAUCAAAAUCAGUCGAGACCGUGCAAUGCGCACCAUGACGAUUGGUCAGUCAGGGUACAUUGACCAAGUGCUGGCAAAGCACUUAGACAAACGCACGAAGCUGACCAUGGUUCCAAUGCAGAGCAUACCGGAGGGAACCCUUGUCGCAAGCGCAGCACAACAGAAGGAGUAUCUGGUGAUUGUUGGCAAGCUGCUCUGGGUUGCCAACAGCACCCGGCCCGACCUUAGUCUCACCGUGGGUGUUCUCGCUAGGCACAUGCGUGAACCAUUGCAGGAGCAUUAUCAGGCAGCACAAAGGGUCUUACGCUACCUCGAAAGCACAAGGCAGGUUGGAUUGGUUUAUAGGGCAAGUGAGUCGCAAGAGCCACUGGUUGCACACAGCGAUGCAAACUGGGCAAGCAAUGCCACCAUACAGAGAAGAAGCACAUCGGGGUCAGUGGCGUUAGUGUACAGGAACCCAGUAGCCUGGAAGUCAGCGACACAAAAAUGCAUGUCAUUGUCCGCUGUCGAGGCAGAGUUCAUUGCAGCCACGGAAGCAACACGUGAGGUGCUCUUCCUCAAGCAGCUGCUACGCUCAAUUGGCAUUGCCACAGGCACACCGACGGUCUACUCGGACAACACUGGUUGCAUACAGGUUAGUAAGGACCCAGCACAGCACUGGAAGCUUAAGCACAUCGACACCAAGUAUCACUUCGUCCAUAACAACGUACAAGAGGGAAGGGUGCAGAUCAAGUACGUAGACACCACAAGAAACUUGGCAGACGUACUCACGAAGCCCAUUGGGAGGCAGGCAAUGCAGCAAGCAAGAUCUGGGCUACAUCUGCAAAUACCGGCAGCAGUGUACGGAACGGGGUCCCCGAGCUAUGCGACAGUGUUGAAGAAUGGAGGUCACACCUUGAAGCAACAGCAUAAUGAACAGGGUACAUAUGCUGUUGAGGGGGGGAGUUGA
Ustilago hordei is the source of this 3993-nucleotide messenger RNA. RefSeq lists its product as uncharacterized. NCBI's taxonomy places the organism in Eukaryota, Fungi, Basidiomycota, Ustilaginomycetes, Ustilaginales, Ustilaginaceae. Bases 1 to 3993 code for a protein of 1330 amino acids. Gene Ontology annotation, biological process: DNA integration. Gene Ontology annotation, molecular function: nucleic acid binding; zinc ion binding. The record is from RefSeq and is a predicted model, not a curated record. The transcript is spliced from 4 exons.